This is a messenger RNA of Pristis pectinata (smalltooth sawfish), 933 nucleotides long. RefSeq names its product POU class 2 homeobox associating factor 2 (gene pou2af2b). Gene Ontology annotation, molecular function: POU domain binding; DNA binding. NCBI's taxonomy places the organism in Eukaryota, Metazoa, Chordata, Chondrichthyes, Rhinopristiformes, Pristidae. The transcript has 5 exons. The record is from RefSeq and is a predicted model, not a curated record. The coding region runs from base 1 to 933 and encodes 310 amino acids.
AUGACCAUGACAGAGGAAACAGACUCAGUUCCAUCGGAACAUUCGAAACGUGUUUAUCAGGGAGUCCGAGUCAAGCACACGGUUAAAGAUCUGCUGGCAGAGAAAAGGUCACGACAGACUAAUGUGCCCUUCAAGUAUAAUACAGGAACUAACUCUUCCCAACCAUCAACUUAUGUCCAAAUGUCUGGUUCCCAUGUUAUACCCAGCUACUAUGGUGUAAGAAGACCUUAUCUAUCCGAUUCUGACCUGCCCCAUUGCCAUUCAUCCAAACAGUACUCAGCAGAUGUGUACUCAUCCUCACUGAGCAGCAAGUCCUUUGGGUGUGACCCACCAGCGGUAUCUGGGUAUCAACAUCUGUUUGAUCCAUACAUUACAGAAACGUUUGGAGAUUACCGCACACCGACUUUCCCAUCUGCAACAAGUUCCAUCUUCACGCCUCAACCUCUCACGCCUCUCAUCCCUUCUUUUCCCAAUGAGUCAUCUCAUUUCCUGUUGAGAGACUCCUGGGACAGUGUGCAAGAAACUGUCAGCCAGGGCGACGCAAUUUGCGACACGCUCCAGCAAAUGCAGGCAACAGCAGCUAACUGUCAAUCACAGCACCAUGGCAACCACUCCCUGCCUGACACUGACUCUGCCUCUCCAUCCCAGUACAAGAGUAUUUCUCGGAACAGCAGCGGGCCAAGCCAGAGUUCCCAGCCCUACUCUCUUCACCCGCUGGAGGAGAUGCAUUUCAGCUCCGGUUACCCAGUCACCUCAGCCUACGGGUGCGCCCCAUUCAUGACUGUACCCUCGGAGCUGGCGGCCAAGACCAUCCAUCUCUCAUCCGAAGAAUCAGCGGACACCACAGCCACUUCCAUGCUUGACAUGUCCUCUUGGGCAAAAGAAGAUACCAGCACCAGCUGGCCUUUGUAUGAAGUUAGGCGGACCUAUUAA